ACGAAAUCUCAUGGAUCACAACACGGUGCUGUCAAAGCAGCACAGUCAGUGUAUUAACGGAAUUUAUGGCUCGCCUACCUCGGCUGAAGGUCGUGGUGAGCUGAAGCCUAUCCCUGCUGACUAGAGGAGAACGGCAGACUCCAUCCUGCAAUGGUCGCCUGUCAAUCAAAAUAGAGACGGAUAACUAUUAGCAAUCACAGCCACACCAUCACUGAGUGAAAACUGCAUCCCGUUACCUGCACAGAAGUGAGUUUCUUCGCCACAAUGGAAGUGAGCAGAAGCAACAUGCUAGAUGUUGGGGUCUUCAACAAGGUCAAAUACUCCCGUCUCGCUGGAGAUGAUGACGGGUACAUUGAAUUACAGUUUAAGAAAAGUCCUCCAAAGGUCCCCUAUAAGGCAAUUGCUCUGGCAAUUUUCCUCUUUUUGAUUGGCUCCUUACUCAUCACAUUUGGGGCCCUUUUUCUGUCAGGUACCAUUGAGGUGGAGCACCCAGAUCGCACCAUCCCUGUCAUCAUUAUUGGGCUUCUUGUUUUCCUUCCUGGAUUUUACCAUUUGAGAAUUGCCAAUUACGCCGCCAAGGGAUACCGAGGUUAUUCUUAUGAUGACAUCCCAGAUUUCGGUGACUGACUGGGGCGUCAGCCAUCUGAGCAUCCACGCUCCCUUUGCCAAACAUAUAUCCAUAAUGAACCACCUGCUGUCUUCUUUCUCCAAGCAUGUAAUGUAUAACAAAUAAGACAAAUGUAUUACGCUGUUCAGUAAUGGCACUCCAUGUUUAUCCCUUGGUGGACUCUACCAGAUUUAAGAUAAUCUUUAUGGUUCUGUAUGAUUUGCUCCACAAGCUUGGAAAACCCUACUGACAGUGAACAAAAAGAGGAGCAGCUUCUUGCCUGCAUCACAACAGCAAUAUUGUGCUGUUCUAUAGUAUGACCUCUAGAAAGACCAAGACCCAGAAUGAAUACUGAAAACAUGUUAAAUUGACUCAAAAUCCGACAGUUUCUUUCUGUUACGGUACUGCUGUGUUGUUACUGAGAAUCGAGGUUGCAUCGCUGUUUCAGUGUCCUGUUUUAAAGGCAAUAUAUACAUGCAUUUAUUUAUAAUGCAUUUAUGAUAUAAUUAUGAAAUUCAGUUUACACUGGGCUGUAUGUUUUUGUUCCACAUCACACACAGAACCAGACCACACAUGCUAAGAUGUGAGAGUUAAGUGUUGCACCCCUAAGCUAACAUGGGAGGUGGUGUGAGGGGCGUCGAUGCCUGGCUUAAGUGCACCUCGACAGUAGUCACAAAGAAGAGGAGAAUCUUUCCAAUAUGUAGUUACUGUUUAUUUUUUGCAAAAGCUGGGCUCAAACUGAUUCACAAGUUCCAAAUGAAAGUCCUUACGGAUGAGUGGUUCUAGUUCCAAAUUACAGUAAAACAUCAAAUUAACAGUCUUUGGAUUUAACGGAUAAAAUCUGCAGAAAUAGUAGUAUCCGUCUGGAGCUGAAAACGCCCGCGCGUAGCGAGCCAAGUUCUUUAGUGGCAGAAUUGACUGCGGUUGUUUACUAGCGCAAUCAGCAGACAGAGCCUGGUAGUUCUGGGAAUAGCCGCUGUUGUAGUCCUUCAGCGCAACUUUCUACACUGAUUUUGGUACAGUAUACAGUAUUGUUUUUGUUAAGCCCUUCAUGAUGGCAUCCAAUUGUAAUGGAGGUGAGAAAAGGAAGCACAAUAACCUUAGUAUUGGUGACAAAUUGGAACUUAUUUAGAAGUUGGAGUUGCUAGUUUCUGUGGCCAGAGUAUAUGAGGAAAAUGACGGUGAAAAAUAAAAACUAAGUGACAUACAAGGCAAGGAAAUACUCCAAGGUUUUGCAGUGAAGUUCGAUGUCUAUAUAUACAUAUAGUAUUUAUUUACAACAAUUUUGUACAAUGUGUUUUUAGGCCACGAACAAAAAGUGUGUCAAAUUAACAGACAAACGGCUUUAACGGACGAACCUCCCCCCUAUUAGUUAAGUUGAGGUUCCACUGCAUUUCCAGCACAAUGAAAAAUAUCAUGCUAAAUCAAAUUACAGCAUAUUUAUGAAGUUUUAUGCUGUUUACGUUAAUACAUUGGGGAAUAUAUUUCGAUAUGUAUUUGACUUUGUAUACUGAAUGAAUUGUUGUGCCAAGCUGUUUGAAUAAAUCAAUAAAACACAAUUAUUUAUUAUA
This is a messenger RNA of Phycodurus eques (leafy seadragon), 2178 nucleotides long. Its product is annotated as transmembrane protein 230-like. Gene Ontology annotation, cellular component: endomembrane system; synaptic vesicle. The coding region runs from base 265 to 627 and encodes 120 amino acids. NCBI's taxonomy places the organism in Eukaryota, Metazoa, Chordata, Actinopteri, Syngnathiformes, Syngnathidae. The record is from RefSeq and is a predicted model, not a curated record. The transcript is spliced from 5 exons. Gene Ontology annotation, biological process: synaptic vesicle transport.